CUGUAAAGUGUUCCCACCAGAAUUUCCUUCAGCAAUGGCAUUGGCUGCAGUUCUGCUCGAAACCUGGCUGCUUUGGGGGUUUAGGGCCGCAUUAAAACACGACGGGUCGGGAAGAACCCUACGACCGCUUCCCAAAUCCGGAAUGGCUAUUGCAGGUAUGAUGAUGCAUUCGACGGUGUUUUAUUAGCUUAUAAUGUUCAUGCUCCGGAGAACAACGGGCGAAUCCUUCCCGGUGUCAUCCGUUCAUUGCUGUGAAACUAGAAUCUAAAUUACUUGUCUUUUCGCCUAAGGAAGACAUGCUUUUAGGUACCCUUUCUGUAUUGAUAGGCAUUGUUCCUCUUUCCGUAUCAUACUUUGACUGGUUUUAAGUAAUUUUGAGCAAAUGUGUUGUUCUGAACACUACAGAAGGGAAGGUGGUGAAAGUGACUGAAGAGCUUAUUCAUGUCAUCGUUCUUGGUUUCUCAUCGGCUGUAAUAACAGAUGAAGAUGUCCGCAACGAGUACAAAUACAAGACGUAUGGAUGAAGAGACCCUCCACAUCUACGGAUCAUUGAUCCCUGCUAACACCGGAAGCAUUAAGAUAUUGGACAAACCCUCAGAGCACACCAACACAGAAAGGCUGACAAUCAACAGCACUCCCAAGAAAAGGAGAAUCAAAGAGCAAGAAGCAGUUGCAGAGAUAACACAGCACGGCAGCACUGUCAAGGAUGCUCCUUUACAUAACAAUUAUGAUCGUGAAAUUAAGAAGUCGUGAAGAAGCUGAUAACUCAUCGAAGGUCGGAUUAAUGAAAUGUUGUAGUUUAGCUUGUUAUAGGUGAUGUUGAUUUGUAAUAUUUACUCUCAUAUUCUUUGCUGUAAAACAGCAACCACAGUGAAUCAAUCUAAGCGUUCUUCCCCUCUUCCCUGUGCAAGUUGAUUGGUUGGUACCUUUGCUCAAAACUUCCACAAAAUCUAGUCACCAUCUUCUGGUAUACAUUUCUUCGGAGGGUAUGGCUAGAGGAAGAGGCCUCCUUUCCUCUGUAGCUGAAGAAUGCUGGUCUGGUCAGCUACACGAUCGAGCACCUGUGUUUUCGUGCAGCUGUCAGAUGAUGCGUGACAUUUUGUAACAGUAAGGGAAGGUUAGCGGUUCCUCAUCCAGACAUCUUUGGAAGUGAUGGACUCCUACCCAACUGCUAAUGCUUGUUCUGCGCAUGUGACGAAAGACAAGCAUAAUUCCAUUUAGACAUCAAUUCAAUCUGCUUAAACAUACAUGUAAUCAAGUUCUAAUGAACUAAAGCUUGAUCG
Linum trigynum is the source of this 1283-nucleotide messenger RNA. The record is from the annotation of a GenBank genome assembly. Lineage: Eukaryota; Viridiplantae; Streptophyta; Magnoliopsida; Malpighiales; Linaceae.